Messenger RNA from Ictalurus punctatus (channel catfish), 1916 nucleotides. RefSeq names its product homer scaffold protein 2 (gene homer2). Gene Ontology annotation, molecular function: G protein-coupled glutamate receptor binding. Lineage: Eukaryota; Metazoa; Chordata; Actinopteri; Siluriformes; Ictaluridae. Bases 530 to 1579 code for a protein of 349 amino acids. Gene Ontology annotation, cellular component: postsynaptic density; cytoplasm; plasma membrane. The transcript has 9 exons. The record is from RefSeq and is a predicted model, not a curated record. Gene Ontology annotation, biological process: regulation of store-operated calcium entry; G protein-coupled glutamate receptor signaling pathway.
CUAGACCAAACACUUUUGUUUAAUAAAGAAAAGACGUGAAAAUUCUUUACUGCGUCUUAUUUGUUUUAUCAGAUAAAAAUUAAACACCGCGAGCUUCUUCAGCUUUUCCGCCCGGACAAUAAAGACGCACGCGUGCACCCUUUAUUUCGCUCCGCCACUCGUCCGCUACAAAGGUUCCGCCCGGAGUUUUGUUCCGCCCUCUCAUGUUUCCCUCAUAAGAAACAGCCCAAAGCCUUCAGCGCGUUUCUGUCCGCGUUCCUCCUGAACGAUUCUCCAAGUUCCACCGGAACCAUGUCGGUGCGAGCGAGGACAGCGUGAGGCUUCGAUCUGACCGUCCAGUCCAGCUCCAAGGAGGAAUUCCAUUCAAUCCAUUCAGUUCCAUUACCGGUGCGACUGCAGUGCGCGCGACUCCGACUCACGAGACACGAGCCAAGUUUAUUUUCCUUUUUAAUUAUUAAUAUUUUAUUUUAUUUUAUUUGUUUAAACAUUUCACCUACAAGUGUGGAGAAAAGGAAACAAAUUCAGACUCAUGGAGCAGCCGAUCUUCACCACUCGAGCUCAUGUCUUCCAGAUCGAUCCCAGCACCAAGAAGAACUGGGUCCCUGCCAGUAAACAAGCCGUCACCGUGUCCUACUUUUAUGACAGCACUCGCAACAGCUAUCGCAUCAUCAGCGUGGAUGGGUCAAAGGUGAUCAUUAACAGCACCAUCACCCCUAACAUGACCUUCACGAGGACGUCACAGAAGUUUGGGCAGUGGGCCGACAGCCGCGCAAACACCGUGUUCGGCCUCGGGUUCGCCUCUGAACAGCAGCUGUCCAAGUUUGCUGAAAAGUUCCAGGAAGUGAAGGAGGCGGCUAAAAUGGCUAGAGAGAAAUCACAGGAGAAAUCCGAUACGACCAGCGUCCACUCACAGGAAUCGGGCCGCGAGACUCCGUUAUCCAAUCAGGCGUCGAGUAUGAACGGCACGGACGAUGAUAAAAUCUCACACACACCUGAUAACCCCGUGCUGAUGAGCGAGAACAACCGACUAAAGACUGCUGUGGAGCAGAGUACUAACCAGUACGAAGCGGAGCUGCAGGCUCUGAAGGAGAAUAACGCUCAGCUGAAGGAGGCGCUGCAGGAGGCAAAUAGAAGUGUGGAGAAAUGGAAAACACACACCAGCGCAUGCCAGGAGGAGAACACCAUACUCAAGAACAAGAUUGCAGACCUGGAGGUGAUGUGUAAGGAGGUGAAUCAGGAGAAAGAGAGAAACGCACAGCUGAAUGUCCGAGUGCAGAAACUUGAGAACGAAGUAAAGGACAAAGAGCAGGAGCUGGAGAAUCUGAGAAAGCAGGCUGAGAUAAUUCCACAGCUCAUGUCUGAGUGUGACAACCUCAACGCCAAGCUACAGGCGGCGGAGCUGGCCAAUCAGGAUGCUCGUGGGCGUGUGUCAGCGCUGCAGAGUGAGGUGAGUGAAGGACAGCAAAGACACGGAGCCAUGAAGAACGAGCUGAAGAAGUUCAUGGAGCUUCUGGAGGGCAAAAUAGAUGAACUGCAUGAAGUCCGCCAGGGACUGUCUCACCUGGGCAUGGACAACUAACACACAUACGCACACACACACACACACACACACUCACACACACACACACACACACACACUCUCUCUCUCUCUCUCUCUCUCUCUCUCUCUCUCUCUCUCUCUCUCUCUUUUACACUUACACAAUAUAGUAUCUCAAUAUCUAGGGAGUGACAGCCAUAGAUCUUUAUAUUACACACACACACACACACACACACACACACACACACACACACACACACACACACACAGAGGUAUUAAUGUUCAGCAGGUAAAGAGUAUAUAAUGGCUUUGGUUCAGAAACACUCACACACACACACACACACACACACACACACACACACACACACACACACACACA